AUGCGGGAGUGUGUGUACAAGUUCUGCAAAGCGAUCUGUUUGGUCUAUGGGCAACGAUAUUUGUGCAAACCAACUAUCAACGAUAUCCACCAAUUGUAUACGGUGCAUGAAUGCAAGCAUGGAUUCCCUGGAAUGCUAGGUAGUAUCGAUUGCAUGCAUUGGAGUUGGUCAUUAUGCCCCAAUGCAUGGCGUGGUCAGUACAUGAGAGGCGACCACAAAGAGCCGACGAUCAUUCUAGAGGCUAUCGCAUCACAUGAGCUUCGGAUAUGGCAUGCAUUCUUUGGUCCAGCUGGUGCAAACAAUGACAUCAAUGUGCUAGACCAGUCGCCGGUAUUCAACGAUAUCUACCUUGGAAAGUCACAUGAUGUACCUUUUCAAGCAAAUGGGGUAGCAUAUAAGCGUGGAUAUGAUGGGUUUUAG
This is a messenger RNA of Lactuca virosa, 420 nucleotides long. The record is from the annotation of a GenBank genome assembly. Lineage: Eukaryota; Viridiplantae; Streptophyta; Magnoliopsida; Asterales; Asteraceae.